Molecule: messenger RNA, 5443 nt
Organism: Parasteatoda tepidariorum (common house spider)
Lineage: Eukaryota; Metazoa; Arthropoda; Arachnida; Araneae; Theridiidae
Source: RefSeq, a predicted model, not a curated record
GACUUCCACUUUUCAAUGUUUACUAAUAAUUGAGCCGUUUCGUAAACUGAACUGAUUAAACUUUUGAAGGAUGUUGGCAAUUUAAAAUUUUAUUAAUUAGUUAUUUAAUUAUUAAAAUGAUUUGACACGCAUCAGUCAUAUUAUUAUUUUUACAGUUUUGGUUAUAUUACGCAAUUUAAUUUGUUAUAUGAUGAUGCAAGUUCAAAUUUAUCGCUUUAAUAAUUACGAGAUGUUAAAAUUAUACGUCUUCUACAUAACAAUUUUAAUAUAAGAAUAAUUUUUUGUGUCUUUCCCUUUUUUCUUAAAUAAAUACUAAGUUUGUAGUUAGGAUAUCCUAUGUCAUGUCUUAAGUUUUUGUUGUUCGAUUUCAUUUUUCUACGAAUGGUUUUCUGUAGAUUGUUGGAAGAAAUCAUUUGAGCAUCUUAGAAAUGUCUGAGGUGUAUGUUCAAGUGCUAUAUGAUUUUGCCUAUCAUACAGAGGAAGGUAAUGAAGUUAAAAUGAAAGCUGGAGAAGAACUGUUACUUCUUAAGAAAUCAAAUGAAAAUUGGUGGCAAGUUAUUCGAAACUCUGAUGAUCAACCUUUUUAUGCUCCGUCCAACUAUUUAAGCAUCAUUUCUUUGUUUACUAAAGAUUCAACUGAUGUUAAUUCAAACUUCACCAAAAAUAACAAACUGGAAGAUAACAACUUAAAUCAAACUUUUAAAAGUAAAACCUCAAAAAGUCAAAGUGUAGAAAGCUAUCCAGAGAAUGGCAUUUCUAAAUCUCAAUGUAGAGAUGCACUUUCAUUUAGCAAUCCUCUUUGCUAUAAUGAUGAAUUAAAUGAUGAGUGUGGAAAGAACUCAGUGAGUCAAUCAAAUAUUUUACCUUCCCAAAAGGAACUAACAUCAAAUGAGUUAGAAAAUAUUGAAGUUUCAAAACUUAGUGACAAUUCCUUUACUCAAGAAUCAGAGGCUCCAAUUUAUAUGAACCUCCCUUUGCAAUUUGGUAAAUUACCACCUGUACCCAAAAAUCACGAUAAACCUGUAAGAAAACUUAGCAAUGAUUGGUUUGAAUAUGUCGAAGAAGAUAGUGGACGUAAAUAUUACUAUCAUUCCUCUACGCGAAAGGUAACCUGGAAACCACCGCGGCGUCAUGAAAACAUGCAGUCUCCAUCCUCCAACAGUGAAUCUAAUAGUCCAAAAUCUAACAAUAGUUCUAUCAAAGUUGUUCCCGAACCACCACCUAAACAGCUAAAACCCAAGCUAAAAAAGUUGGUUCAUAGUAGCAAUGAAAGUUUAGAAUCUCAAUCAUCGCCAACUAUGUUUACCAUUUUACCACCUGGAUGGAGCCAAAUGACUGAUUCAGAAAAUGGCACUUGUUAUUAUUUUAAUGAAGCUUCCAAAAAAAAGUGGUAUUCUUCUUUGGAUGAAAACGGACGCACAUAUUUUUAUGAUGAAGAUAAUUGUGAAUCUGUAUGGGAAUUGCCAGAUUUAUCCAUUACAUCUGACACUGAGGAGUCCAAAGUUUCUGAAGCAAGCUUGAGUUCUUUGCAGUCUGCUGAAAGUUCCUCCCGGGAAGUAUCAUUUAGUAACAAGCUCAAUCAUUCUCCUUCACCAAAGCUACGAAAAGCUCCUAGAAUACCAGUACUUCGACAGUUUAAGACUAGGUCCCUUAUUGUUCCAGAAUGUGUAAAUUUAUCUGCUACUGAAGACAAUAAAGGAUUUUUACCACCUUCAUUUGGAGAAGGGUAUUGGCCUUCUGUUCAAGAUGGUCAUUUUAAACUGAAAUUACAGGACAUGUUAAAGAAGGAGUCUUCAAUCACUCGCAAAGGAACUUUAAACAAAACAAAAUUAGUUGAAGGUGGAAAAAGAAUUCGAAAGCAUUGGACUUCAUCUUUUGUGGUUCUUACAGAUGUUUUCCUUUUGUUCUACAAAGAUAUUAGAUCAGCUCAUUUGACUUCACCUGGUAUAAAACCUGAACUUUGUAUCGAUUUAAAUGGAGCUUUAGUUGAGUGGUGUCCUGAAAAAUCAAGCAGGAAAAAUGUUUUCCAGAUUAGCACUGUUUUGGGACAUCAACUUUUAUUGCAAGAUGAUAAUGCUCAAACUACUAAAGAGUGGUUCGACACUAUUCAAGCUGCUAUAAUGAUGUUGCCUUCCAGCAUUGAACAAGCUUCUCAUAAUCGGGAUGACAAUGCUCUGAAAAAUGCUAAGCUAUCACGAUCGAAGUCUACCAAACAUUACAAUUAUGGAAAAAAUAGUGCAGAUGCAGAAAAUGAUAUUUCUAUCCCAGCUGAAAAGAAACGAAAAAUUAGAAAUAAGCUGAAACAGUUCUUUGUAAGGCGACCCACACUUGAGAGCUUAAGAGAAAAGGGAAUUUUGUUAGAUGAACCUGUAUUUGGCUGUCACUUGGAAAAUUUAUGUGUGAGAGAAAAUGGGAAAGUGCCUAGGUUUGUUAUGAAAUGCAUUGAAGUUAUUGAAAAGAAAGAAUUAACAGCUGAUGGGCUGUACAGAGCAAGUGGUAACCUCUCUCAAGUACAGAAAAUAAGAAUCCAUGUUAAUCAAGAUGAUUAUUCUUGUCUCCAUGAGGAAGAUGAUGUUCAUGUUUUAACGGGAGCUUUGAAAAUGUUCUUUAGAGAGAUGAAGGAACCACUUUUUCCAUUUUGCAUGUUUGACAAGUUUUUGAAUGCCAUUGCUUUACCUGAUUCAAGUAGUAAAUUGGAUGCUCUUUGUAAACUUGUUCAAAAAAUGCCAGAACCAAAUUAUGAAACUUUGAAGAUGCUAUUAAAGCAUUUAUUGAGGGUUACAGAAUACCACAAACAGAAUCGUAUGCAGGUGCAAAAUUUAGCCAUUGUGUUUGGACCAACUUUAAUGUGGCCAGAAUAUGUUUCAUCAAAUAUUGCUUUGGAUAUGAUGCAUCAAAAUAGAAUUGUAGAAUUUCUUCUUUUAGAAUUUGAUAAAAUAUUUGAUUUUUAACCAGUUAUUAGCUAUGGACUAAGGGUAAAAACAAAAUUUUGUGUUUACAAAAUUUUAUUGUUCAAUGAAAUUUUAGUUUUUCUAUGGGCCUUAUAUGUAUUCAAUAAAACACACAUUUAAAAAGAUAGUUAUCUAUGUAAAUAAUAUGGUCUAUUCAAAUAAUGUAAAAAGUAUACCUCUAUAUCAAUAAUAUAACAAAUAUGUAAAAUGUACAUAUAAUAUAUUUUUUGUAUAAAUUGAAGAUAUUGCUAGAAAUUAGACUUUUAAGCAUAAAUGUUUUAACUAGUUGUUAAGUUUUAUAUAUUUGAAUAAAUAAUCAUUAAUGUAGUUAAAUACAAGUUUCAACUGUGCCCAUAUUGCUGCCUUUAACAAUUAUACUAUAUAAUAGGAAAUAAUCACACAUCAGUUAUUGUUUAUGAACUGUUUUACUUUUAAAAUUUACAGUUCUUUUAUUAUUGGCCAUUAUUGUCUUUGUAAUUAAAUAAAAAAUUUUGUAUUUUUAGAGUUGAAUUCACAAAAAAGUUUUUUUACAAAUUAUUUUUGAAUUAAACUCUAAAAUUUGUAGCCGUACUGUAAUAUAGAAUAUAUUUUGAGAAAAUGAUUUUUAUAUGUGAUACAUGUUUGUACAAAAAAAACACCUAUGUAUAAAUUGUUAUUGUGACAAUCAGGUUUCUUUGAUUUCUGUUGAUUAAAUUACAGUUAACUUGCUUGAAAGUAUUAAUUUUAAUGUGUGAUUUGGAAAUGUUUUUUUAUGUUUUAUAUUUUUCAAUGCUGGGAAACUAAUGUUAUACGUUUGAAAGUAUUGUAUAAUCAAGUAAUAUAUUUUUGUUUUUUACAAAUUUUCUUUUAAAUAUACAAGAUAUAUUAAAGAGGUUGAAAUAAUGAUAUAUUUUGAGAAAAUCACUUCGUAUAAAAAGAUUAAUAUUAAAUAUUUUUUAUAAGUAUAUACAUUUAUUGAUGAUAAAACUAGUUAAUUGUCAAUCCCUCAAAACAAGACUGAGAGACAAUUUUUAUGUCUGAAAUGGAUAUGUUUUUUUCCAGACAAAUAUAGAAAAAGUGUUUAUGAAGGAAGUUAUGUCGAAUUCAAAUUUUAAAUACCCUUACAAAUGUUUUGAAAAUCUUGAGAAAAUCUGCUUAUAAUAACCGAAGAUUUAUAGUUUUCAAGAUUGAGCUUAUUCAUAAAUUCUAUUCAAAUUCAUUAAAAUUAAGCUUAAAUAGUAGACUAUCUUAGGCCUAAAACAUUACCAAAAAAAAAUUUUUUUUUUCAAAAGAAAAAAAUUUAUAUUGUAAAAAAAAAUAAGCUUUUCAUACUACAACCCAAGUAGACACUUCCCAUUUUAGAAUUCAAUUGAACUCCUCUUUACUUUUAAUGCGGACAGAAAGAUAUGUGAAAUUUGGCAUCAAUUUAAGUAUCAAACUUAUUCAUUAAUUUAAUUUCUUAUUUUAUUUAUUUUUAAAGGGAAUUUCUUAACAUGUUCCAUUUCAGCAUCUUUUUGUUUUCCUAAGUGUAGAAUAUAUCUGUUUUUUUUUUCUUUCUUUCAAACUUUUUCUUUUUUUUCCAUUUUAUAUUUUUACUCAAUAUAGAGAGGCUAUAGUUGUGGUAUAAUUGAAAAUAUAUUUUAUAUAUAUUUUAGCUUUAAUAAUAUAACUUUGACUGAAAUUUUUAAUGAGCUUCUUUAUAAUGAAUUAAAUGUCUGGGGAGCGACUGUGGAAAUACUCAACCUUGUCUUUACUUUUCCCUCAAUGUUUCAACUUUUUUGCAUUUUGUAUAUAUUUUAUAUUGUUAUGUUUAUAAGAUUAUUAUAAACACUAAUUGUGAUUUUUUUACUGAUGUUCCUAGCAAAUUGUACUGUCUAUUUGAGAUAUUUUAACACACAAAGAAUAUUUAAAUAUGUAUUUAAAGUUGUAUUAAAGUGAUUGCCUUUCUUAGAUGUUAUGAAAAAAAGCAGUCUUUCAAAUUUCAACUUGUAUUUUGUUUAAAAUCAGUAUUAUUAUAAUUGCUAGAUGGUAAUUAAUAACUUCAAUUAUUUAUUCUUUACUUUAAAAUAAACUGAAUAUUUAAAUUAUUUAUUUCGCUUGAUAUUAUUUAUGUGAAGAAUUUUGUUGGUUAUUCAAUUCUUAUGCUAAUGCAUGCUAGUCUGUAACUGCGACUGAUAAUUGACUGCCAUUUCCACUGGGUGCUAUCAUUCCAAUGUAAUGAUGCAAGCUCUGUUCUUUUAAACAGCAGCACAAAUCAGUUUCUAAAAGGAUCACAUGGAUUUAUGUAUAUCAGUAUUUCUGUGAAGUAUUUAUAUUUUUCUUGCAUAUAUUUAUAUAUAUAAAUAGAUUUUAGUAAUAUAGAAAUGAAAUCAGUUAUGUUUGAAAGUGUUGUUUUCUGCUUUGAGGGUAACAAUAUAUGACACUUGCCAUAAUAUGUAUAUCAAACUGUUUAAGUAAUUUCUUUCUUAUAGUUUGUACUGCUUAAAACCAAAUAAAACUAGCAAAUCACAUUA